GUGUGUGUGUCUGAUUGCUGUGUAUGUGUGUGUUUAGUUUACAUUUAGCUGCCGCGGCGGCCUCUUCUCUUCUUCAAUUGCAAUCGACAGCAAUUUAAGUUAAUUAACAAAAAAAAAAAAAAAAACCAAACCAAACGAAACGAAAUACAAAAAAUACGUUGAAAAUUUGCCACCUCCGCAAUGAGUAACUAUCAUCCGCACUCGUUGUCGCAUCCGCAACAUCAUCAUCAACAACAGCAACAACAACAACAACACCAUCUUCAGCUUCAGAAUCAUCAUUUGACAGCAUCAUCAUCAUCAACAUCAUCAUCAUCUAACGCGCAGCAGCAGCAGCAGCAACGUAUCCAUAAUCUAUCAACGCCCACAUCUAAUCCACAUUUAGUGGCUCCUCCUCCAGCUCCGCCGCAGCCUUUGAUAAGCAACUCUCUGGCCAUACGCCAGGAAAUACAACGUUUCGAAAGUGUUCAUCCUUCGAUAUAUGCUAUAUACGAUUUAAUCGAUUUGCUACCACUUUCCGAUGCCCAGAUUGCCCAAUCUAUAAGGGAUCAUGUUGUUUGCAUUGAAGAUUCAUUUGUAAAUAGUCAAGAAUGGACUAUUUCACGUUCGGUGCCCGAUCUAAGGCUGGGCAUUGUGGGUUCUUUGAACUCUGGCAAAUCGGCUCUUGUACAUCGUUAUCUCACGGGUUCCUAUAUGCAAGAGGAGUCCCCUGAGGGUGGACGCUUCAAGAAGGAAGUCUUUAUCGAUGGUCAAAGCUAUUUGCUUUUAAUACGCGAUGAGGGUGGAGCUCCUGAAAUGCAGUUCGCUGGCUGGGUGGAUGCGGUAAUAUUUGUAUUUAGCCUGGAAAACGAGGGCAGUUUCAAUACCGUUUAUAAUUAUUAUACGAAAAUGGCGCAUUUUCGUAAUGGACAGGAUAUACCAAUGAUAUUGGUAGGCACGCAAGAUGCCAUUAGUGAACGUAAUCCACGCGUUAUUGAUGACACACGAGCCCGUAAGCUGGCUAGUGACUUGAAGCGUUGCUCCUACUACGAGACCUGCGCUACUUAUGGCCUGAAUGUGGAACGGGUAUUCCAAGAUGCCUGUCAGAAGGUCCUUUCUCAGCGUCUGCCUCUACCCGCCUCAGUGCAACCGCCACGUCCCACAACACCGCAAGGCACACGAUUGGGCUUGGCUCCCUAUCAACCACCCAAUCUGAAUGGACAACAACGUGGACAGCAGCAGCAGUUGCCAUUGCGAAUGAGUGCGGAUUUUGCCCAAGCUGAGCAGAAAUUGUGGUCUUUGCAGGCGACAGGAACAUCGGCGGCAGGAUCUACGGUGGAGAAUAAUAACAUUACCAAAUACAAUCCAGGAGCAAUUACCGUCAAUACGAAUUCAUCAUCAUCGAAUUUAAUGGGCGAUUGUUCUCAGGUGCAGCUUAGAGAUCCACGUGAUUUAGCUCCACCACCCGGCAAGGAAUUGCCCACACCGACUUCGACACCAACCACAAGUCGCAAGAGUCGUCGACGUUCGAAUCUCUUUAUACCCUCGUCAUCGAAGAAGGCUGACAAAGAUAAGGACUCUAAGAGCAGUGAACUGGGCAGUGGCCGAUCCAUACCUAUUAAACAGGGUUAUCUCUAUAAACGUUCAAGCAAAUCCCUGAACAAGGAGUGGAAAAAGAAAUAUGUGACACUCUGUGAUGAUGGCAGACUGACUUAUCAUCCAUCGUUGCAUGAUUACAUGGACGAUGUCCAUGGCAAGGAGAUACCCUUGCAAUAUGUCACUGUCAAGGUGCCAGGUCAGAAACCAAGGGGCUCGAAAUCCAUUAUAACCAACAGUGCCCUGACUAGCUCCCUGCUGGCCAAUGGUCAGCGGGCGCAAAGUGCACUUAGCGAUGGCAUUGGCUGCCUAACCCUGGCCAAGGAUAAUCAACGUAAGCUAAGCGAGAAACUCUCCUUGCUGGGUGCCGGAGCGAGUAGUGGCUCAGUGGCAGGAGGUAAUGCAGGUGGGGUUUCUGGCAUAAGCGGUGUGGAGCCCCUGAAAUCGAAUAGUUCACAACAGACAAGCGGAGACGAGGGCAUUGCCAUGUCCAAUUCAAAUUCACAGACUUUCAUAGCCGCAGGCAAUGAAAUGCUGCAGGCUAGCAAAUUGGAGGCCCAAACGCCAAAUGUCAAGAAGCGACAUCGUCGCAUGAAGAGCAGCAGCGUCAAGGCCAAUGAGGCAGAUGAUAAUGAUGGCUAUGAAUUCUACAUUGUCUCCCUGGACUCAAAGCAAUGGCAUUUCGAGGCCGCCAACUCGGAGGAGCGUGAUGAAUGGGUGGCCGCCGUGGAACAGGAAAUCUUCAAGAGCUUACAGACCAUAGAGAGUGGCAAGACUAAGCAGGCGACCAGCACUGAGCUGGCUGCCAUGUUGGCCAUACGUCAACGUGUGCCAGGCAACGGACAUUGCGUAGACUGUGGAGCAGCAAAUCCCGAAUGGGCUAGCUUGAAUCUGGGUGUACUCGUGUGCAUAGAAUGCUCUGGCAUUCAUCGUAAUCUCGGUUCACAUAUUUCCAAAGUGCGUUCUCUUGGACUUGAUGACUGGCCAGCUGCCCAUCUUAGUGUAAUGCUAGCCAUAGGCAACAGUUUGGCCAAUUCAGUUUGGGAAGCAAAUGUACGGCAAAGAGUUAAACCCACUGCUCAGGCCAGUCGGGAGGAGAAAGAACGUUGGAUACGCACCAAAUACGAGGCCAAGGAAUUUCUUUCCCCUCUGAACACAGGACAUGCCACUCCCACACCGGGACAACAAUUAAUUGAGGCUGUUAUACGUGCGGAUAUCAAGUCAAUUGUUGCCAUUCUGGCCAAUUGUCCAUCCGAGGUGGCUAAUGCCAAUGUCAGUGCCCGGGAUGUGCGCACUCCUUUGCUGUUAGCGUGUGCCAUAGGCAAUUUGGCCAUAGCCCAACUGUUGAUAUGGAAUGGAGCCAACAUUAAGCAUACGGAUCAUGAGGGACGCACUUGUCUGGCCUAUGCCAGAGCAGCUCAAUCCUUGGCCACGGCCAAAUCGAUGAAGGCGGCUGCAGCAGCAGCUGCUGCCAAUGUGCAGCCAGCUCCAACACCGGCGGCAGCUCCUCCAGCUCCAGCGACGCUAAAUGGUGGCAUUCCAGCUCCCCUCUACAAUGUAGAGGAUACAACAGCUCUGGUUGAACUUCUGGUGGGUCUUGGCUGUCCCGAAUCGGCGCCAAUGACGGCAAGUGGCACCUUGCCAAGACGGCGGGAUACAUUGGGAACCCCCUAUGAGAAAUCUGUUUCGGGAGUGAUCUAAGAAUAACAUCUAAGAAUUAAACCAAUAUUAAUUAUAAUUUUAAUUAGUUAAAUUUCCCAUCCCUCCCCCCUUUUACUAUAAGCAACACAUGAAAAAUUCAUUAAGAUUUGAUCGCUGUGUGAAAAUGUGUGUAAAUUUUUGGAAAUUAGUUAAAACUUGAAACAAAACAAAAAAGUAAUGCGU
Messenger RNA from Drosophila willistoni, 3456 nucleotides. RefSeq names its product centaurin-gamma-1A (gene CenG1A). The transcript is spliced from 8 exons. The record is from RefSeq and is a predicted model, not a curated record. Lineage: Eukaryota; Metazoa; Arthropoda; Insecta; Diptera; Drosophilidae. Gene Ontology annotation, cellular component: nucleus. Bases 181 to 3273 code for a protein of 1030 amino acids. Gene Ontology annotation, molecular function: protein binding; GTPase activity; GTPase activator activity.